AUCAGUAACUAGAUAAAGCGGAUUAUAGGAACCCUUCAAUUCCAGGAGGUAAAAUAUUGUGCCAUGGAAGUCUUCAUUUGAACAGAAAAUUUAGUGCCUAUUUCCAUUUUGAGAUUUUUAUACCUAGACGCAUGAAGUUUUAUACAGUGUAUAGAGUCAGUAGUACUGGAGUGAAUUCCGCUGAACAUCCAACUGAAACCUCCAGAUCUUGACAUCGGUGAUUGGCCUAUCCCAGGUUAUCUCGCCACUCUACAUGAAAACCUGAGAAGUCAUGGCAAGCAGCAGUAGAAAUGCGGGACCCGAAUUUGAAGCCUCGUUUUCCUCAUCCUUCUGUACAGAACUAGAUGCACAGAUGCUGGUUGCCAUGGAAAAAUUAGAAAGACCCUCAAGGUCACAGAAGGACCAACAAAAUGGUGGGGCUAAAAUUACCAAAACUGCUGGCCUGACCUCGACUCCACUGAGUGAGACACCGUUACCAAAACGUCAAUCCCAGCUGAUGAAAUCCCUUUUCACCCUCCAGAGCCCCUUAAAUGACAGCCUUUUCACUCUCCAGAGCCCUUCAAAUGACAAUCUUCUCUCCCCAUUCCCAUCACAAACUGAAACAUCCAUAGGAAAGAGGGUGGCGGAAAAACCAACCCCUGCAGGUAGACACAGGUCUAAUGCUGGAGGUAUAAGGUGCUCCAGGAAGAGGUCUAGAAAGGUAUUGGAUGAAAUCGUCAAUGACAAAUCAGAGAAUGAAGCCUUAAGGGGCUUAGAGGUUGAUGAAGAUGUUGGAGACAAGCUGUUAUUGAGUAACUGGGGACUCCCAGAGACUGUAUUAAAACAGUACAAAGACAAAGGAAUUACUUCCAUGUUCCACUGGCAAGCGGAAUGUCUGUGUCUGCCUGGGGUCCUGGGGGGAGGUAACUUGGUGUAUUCUGCUCCCACCAGUGCUGGUAAAACCAUGGUGGCAGAACUGCUUGUUUUGAAGCGGGUCCUGGAAACAAAGAAGAAAGCCAUCUUCAUCCUGCCAUUUGUGUCCGUGGCCAGAGAAAAAAUGUUUUACUUACAGCAACUGUACCAGGAUGUGGGCGUGGUGGUGGGCGGGUUCAUGGGAAGUUACUCCCCGCCGGGAGGGUUCAGUAAGGUGGAUGUCGCCGUCUGUACAAUAGAGAAAGGAAACGGGCUGAUUAAUCGAAUGAUGGAGGAAAACGGCAUCAACAAGCUAGGUAUUAUAGUGGUGGAUGAGUUGCACUUGGUGGGGGACCAGCAUAGGGGCUAUCUACUCGAGCUGAUGCUGACCAAAAUCCGAUUUCUCAGUCAGAAGACACGCAUGUUACCGGCUGACACAAAGGAUUCUGGGUUGGUGGAGGGUGUUCAGAUUGUUGGUAUGAGCGCCACCCUGCCAAACUUAGACCUCCUGGCCCACUGGCUGGAUGCCACACUCUACCGCACGGACUAUCGCCCGGUCCCUUUAGAGGAGUGCGUCAAGCUGGGGACAGACAUUUUCGAUUCCCGUCUACAGAAGAUCAGAGAGGUGGAUCUCAGUGUGGUGUAUAAAGGGGACACUGAUCAUGUGAUCCCGCUCUGUAUAGAAACACUCAGCGGGGGGCAUUCGGUGCUCAUUUUCUGUCCCACCAAAAGCUGGUGUGAAAAGUUAGCAGAGACGAUUGCCAGGGAGUUUUAUGGAAUUCUAAAGAAAGGGGUGGAUCUAUGGAAUAAAGGACCAGGAACAGAUUCCUCAUUGCCACCUUUACCGCUGAACAGAAGCUCCCUGCUUGAGGUGGUAGAACAACUGAUGAGAACCCCUGUGGGGCUGGAUUCCACCCUGGGAAAAACUGUACCUUACGGAGUGGCUUACCAUCAUGCAGGUUUGACCUUUGAUGAGCGGGACAUUCUAGAGGGCGCCUUUAGACAGGGGUCAGUAAAGGUCCUCGUGGCUACAUCCACUCUGUCGUCAGGGGUCAAUCUCCCUGCCCGCCGUGUCAUCAUUAGGACCCCAAUGUUCCACGGCAAGACCAUCGACUUUCUGACCUACAAACAGAUGAUUGGUCGAGCUGGGAGGAAAGGGGUGGAUACUCAGGGUGAGAGUAUUCUGAUCUGUAAGUCCAAUGAAAAAAGCAAGGCUGUGACCUUGGUAAAAUCUGAACUGCCCCCUGUCAGGAGCUGUCUCAUCAGAAAGCAAGGGGAGCAACUCAGCUCCAGCAUCAAAAGAGCCAUUCUAGAGAUUGUUGUAAGUGGGGUAGCUGUAUCAGUAUCGGAUAUAACAGCGUACGCGUCCUGCACGAUGUUAGCAGUAUCCCUAGAGACCAGCUCCGAUGAAAGGCAGGCUAUGAUCUCUGACUGUAGUCAGUUCCUACAAGACAACGAGUUUGUGUCGCUGCAACAAGUACACUGUACAGAUGGUAAAACAGAGGAGCGAUUUGUUCCCACCCAGCUGGGGGCGGCUGUCCUGGCCUCUAGUCUGUCCCCUGACGAAGGCUUGGUCGUGUUCGCUGAGCUCCAGAAAGCGAGACAGUGUUUUGUGUUGGAGAAUGAGCUUCACAUCAUAUAUCUAGUGACUCCGAUCUACUCCCUUGACCUGGGGGGAGGCAUGGACUGGUACAAGUUCUACUGUCUCUGGGACAAGCUCUCCCCUGACAAAAAGAGAGUGGCCCAACUUGUGGGGGUCAAAGAGGCAUUUCUCACCAGGGCUAUUCAGGGGAGGGUACCAACUAACACAGAGAACCAGAUGAGGAGUUUAGCCAUACACAAAAGAUUCUAUACCUGUCUGAUUCUGAGCGACCUGGUACAGGAAGUACCCCUAGGUGAGGUGUGUCAUCGCUAUGGCUGUAACAAAGGCCAGCUCCAAUCCCUCCAGCAAACAGCAGCAACAUUUGCAGGUAUGGUGACAGUGUUCUGUGGGAGGCUGGGCUGGUACAACCUGGAGUUAAUCCUCGGUCAGUUCCAGCACCGUUUGACCUUCGGGGUCCAGCGAGAGCUGUGUGACCUUGUCCGUCUGACCUUGCUGAAUGGACAGCGGGCCCGUGUGUUGUAUGAGGGAGGCUUUCAUACUGUGGCUGCUCUAGCUAAUGCCAAUGUUGCAGAUGUGGAAAAAAUCUUCAAGAAAUCAUCACCAUUUCAGAGUUCCAAGAGACAGGAGAAUGAGACGGAUUGGGAGGCGGUCAGGCGUCAGGAGAGUCGGUGUAUCUGGCUGACCGGACGUAAAGGUGUGACAGAGCUCGAAGCAGCCGAGGCCAUCAUAGACGAGGCCAAAUCCAUCAUCCAACAGGAACUGGGAGGACUAGGAAUCCAGUGGAAUAAUCCAGAGUGCAGGGACAUCCAGGGUGAGACAAGUCCGGAUGAGAGUGGUAAGAAGCGUUUAAGUCCAGAAAACAGUGGGAUUGGAUGGAGUAAGCCGAGAGGAAGGAGGUUAGUGAGGAAAAGAAAAUCACAGGGGAAAAGUAGUCCUGGGAUGUCCACCUCACGUCUCGGAAUGUCCACCUCACGGAAUUCAGGGGGUGAAGAUGCUGGUGUAAUGGAGAGGUUGAUUGUGGUCAGUCCGCCAGGCAUUAGUACACAGAAACACUCAGACAAAAGCAUCAGACUGGACCAUCCACUGAAAUCAAGUACGGAAAAAUGUACCAUGGGAAGUACGGGAGUCUGUGAAAACGAAAGUGAUAAAGUAAAAGUUGGGAAGGAAAAUCUGGUGAAAUCUUCUAAGAAAAUGAUGAUUGAAGCAGAAGUUUAUCCUGUUUCAAAUGGUCAAUGUGCUGAAGGAUUUUCUGUGGAAGAGAAGACGAGUUAUGACAAUGUUCCGAAACAGUCGGUGCUCUGUGAAGGAUCAAAUAAACAAAUACCACUGGAGGAAGUUCAGAAAUCUUGUACCAUUGAACACAUAAACAGACAUGUUACACAAAACGUGGCUCCAGGGCUUCACACUUCGUCCUCUAUCUCCCAGACAUCCUCAUCACUAUCGACAAAAUCAACGGGAAGAUCUCAGUUCACUCGUCCAAAUCCACCAAAACCAAACAUUAUCUCCACUGAAAUUAGCAAGUCAGCUACAAAAUGUGGAUCAGUGAAUUUCUCCACAUCUUCUGCGGGGAUGACAUCCACUCUUCCAUGCUCCAUUUCUUCUUCCGUUGUGUCAUCAAUUGUUUCUUCGUCUACUGAUUCAGCGCAAAAGGCAAAGAAUCAAAAUCAAAGAGGUGUAAAGUCCGAUGGAAAUGUGGCUUCAUUAGGGAAGCAAGAGACUACAUCCCAGUCUCCUCCGAGUAUGAGGAGUCUCAAGUGUAGAGCUAAAACAGAUGAAAGACGGACCUCGUCCAAUUCACUAGAUGUGUGUACAGAGCAAGACACACAGAAAACCACCAGAGAUACCGGCGGGGAUGUUGUGCAUGUGGAGGGAAGUCGUGGAGAGGACAUGGAGCACAGAGUUAUAGAGGACAUGGUCUGUGCAGAAGAUUUCACUGAUAGCUUUGUGUUUGAAUCGCAGAUGGCGGGAAAUCAAUCAAAAGUAGCAAGUCUGGGUACUGAAGGAAAUCAAUUAAAAGUUACAAGUCUGGGUACUGAAGGAAAUCAAUUAAAAGUUACAAGUCUGGGUACUGAAGGAAAUCAAUCAAAAGUAGCAACUCUGCAUACUGAAGAAAAGUCUGAUCCAAAAUCAAAGAAGAAUCCAAAGGAAAAUAUAUCUAGUGUUCAGGAUGAGGAGCGUGGAUCUGAUGGGGCAAACACGAAGAGAUGUACAGGAAUUGGGAUCAUGAAGAAGUCUGUUGCAGAUGAGAAUUCUCAUAGGCAGGCAUUAGAUUGUGGCAGUUCUCAAGUCGUAGUCGCAGAAAAAUCAGAUAACCCUUCCAGAAGCUAUCAAAUCGGCAAGGGCUCUCAGAAACAGAAUAGUUUGACCUCUUUGUCUAAAGGAACUGUUCAUGAUGAUGAAAACUGUAUCAAAAUCGUGAACAAUGGAAAAACAGCUUGUGUUGCUUCUCCUAAUGAAGUCAAAGUUAACUGUGAUAAAGAUCUGAAUCUUAGCAGUAGUCUGCUAUCAUCACAUGACAUGUCAUGUGACUUGUUGCCAGCCAGUAAUUUUGAGAGAUGUAUGAUGUUGGAUGAUGAGUCGGAUGUUUGUGGAGAUGAGUCGUACAGGGACCUCAGAAUUCCCUAUCUCAGCGGACAGGAGGCUUGUUUCAUUGACAGUGAGAAGAGGACUCCUCCCACACAGGGCAGAUAUGACCAGUUGUCACGGGACUUAGUGCUGGCCCUAGAACUCGGCGAUACUUUUCCUGAAGACGCUAUCGGAACACAAAAUAAAAAGAUAUCAGAACCGAGCUUUCCAUCAAAAAUCAGUAAUACAAACAGUGAGAAAAAGAAGACCUUGAAGAGCUUAGGAGCAACAGAUCAGAUAAGGGCAGCAAGUGACAAGAUUAAUAAUUGUGAUAUUAAGAAAUCUUGUCCAAGUGUUAGAGGGGAAAAAACAGAAGAUGUACAGACUGAUGAGAUACAGGAAAUGAACGACUCACUGACUCUGUCUAUGGUGUACGAAGUGUUAGAAAAAAGUGAUAACGCGAGGUGCAAGACAAAAUCAGGUGUGGUGUCGAGUGAUUGUAAAUUUACUCAGAUGAAAACCAGUAAGGGUUCUCAGUGUAAAGACAAGCGACUGAGUCCGAGUAAAGGAUCUCAGUGUAAAGACAAGCGACUGAGUCCGAGUAAAGGAUCUCAGUGUAAAGACAAGCAACUGAGUCCGAGUAAAGGAUCUCAGUGUAAAGACAAGCGACUGAGUCCGAGUAAAGGUUCUCAGUGUAAAGGCAAGCGACUGAGUCCGGGAACGUUAGCAUUCCUGGACGACCUUCACCCCACUAUAGAUACAGAUAGCAGUACUUUAGAGGGUCAGUCCCCGCCCCCUAAAAAUAUAGGUCAGGGUACAAAAACUAGACAUCAAGGAAAUACAAGUGUUAGACGGAAAACUGAUGCGAGAAAAACCAAAAGAAAAAGUAUGGAGAGCCCUGAAGACUGUCAGGAAAAGAAAUCUAGAGAAGAGAAGACCAGAAGCCAGGAGUGUUUGUCCCCCACCCCUCCCAGGUCUGGUCAGGUAAACUCCCCACAGACCAUCAGAAAGGCCACGCCUAAUCGACUCAGAUCACAGAAACAAGGCUUGAAAACCAACAGUGUCAGAAAAUGUAUAAAUACUUGUAAAACUUUCCAGGGCCGCGAUAAAGGCAUGGUACAUAAAUCUACUGAAAAUGAUUUACCAAAGUUUGAGAAAUUGAAUCAUGAAGACGUAUCUGAAGAACUGCCUUGUGAAGAGCGAGGACCCAUUGUGGACCCCAAUGACACGGGGAUCCCUCCCUCCCAGGGGUCGUUCACCAUUAUCGAUGUCUGCGCUGAUCAGAGAUUGUUCGAGACGUUUAUCAAAGAGUGGCAGGGACAGUUCACAUUUGCCAUCUCCAUUGCCUGUAGGGUCAGGCCUGAGGACCCAGUGUCUAAUGCAGGAAAAAUUGGAGCCAAGUUUUCCAAAGCAGGGAAUGCAAACCAGCAUACUAAAGACCAAUCAACCAGAGUUAGUUCCCUUGGAUUACCUGUGACAGGGAAGAACCUGUUAAUUACAGGUGUGUCAAUCAGCUGGGAAGACAGGGAUGCUUAUUUCAUUUCCUUCACCCGGGAGAAUAUGGAGGAUGAAGAUGACUCCGACUUAUCUCCCCCAGACCUGGAUAAAUCACUGUCGGUGUCUGCUCGACUGGCAGCCAUUAAGCAACAACUGGAAGAGAGAGAUGACUAUACAGCGGUUGCCAUGGAUACCAAGUCCUGUUAUGGGGCCCUAGAGAGUGGCUGUGGAAUAUGCUGUCGAGGAAAAUUUCAGGACCCUAAAGUAGCCAGUUGGGUGCUAGACCCUGGAGCCAAAGAGAAGAACCUCCACCGCAUGGUUCACGAUUAUCUCCCUUUAGAGGCGUUUCUGUUAGAAGGUAUAGGGGGCGGGGUGGGGUGUGGAAGCCUGGGAAUGUCCCCUGAGAACCCCUGCACGGGUCGAUUGCGGGCCUGUACCGAGGCCGUCCUACUGACCCACUUAAUGCAGUACUUCACCCUCUGUCUGACACGGGAGAACCUGCUGACCGUGUUCCGGGACGUUGAGAUGCCUUCUGUUGUUACUCUGUCACGGAUGGAGAUGAAUGGGUUUGGUUUUAAUGAUGAAGAAUGUGACAGACAGAAGAUUGUAAUGAUUGCUCGACUUGAAGAACUGGAAACUCAGGCCUACCAGCUAGCGGGGCACCAGUUUUCUCUGACGUCAACAGAAGAUCUCUCCCAGGUGCUAUUUAUAGAACUCCAGCUACCUGUUAAUGGUGACUCUGGUAGUCUGGGACAGCCCACCAAGCCGAACCGCCGCGCCCCCUCCCGUCGUGGUCGUCAAAGGACCCAGUUUUCCACCUCCAAGGAUGUCCUAGAAAAACUCCAGCCCCUCCACCCCCUCCCUGGGGUAAUCCUGGAGUGGCGUCGCAUUAUUGGUGCCCUGACGAAGGUGGUAUUUGCCCUUCAGAAGGAGAAAGUGUUGAUGGAGAGUCUCGGGAUGUAUAGGAUUUUUACGGACGUCCAGUUCUUCUCGGCGACUGGAAGGGUCAGUCUGUCGGAGCCUAAUAUACAGAACGUGCCUAAAGACUUUCAGAUUACUGCCUCAGAUCCAAGGGAGGUUACCACUGCAAGCCUUAGAAACAAGAACCGUAACUCUGGACAGUCUUUUAGUUUGGCUCCAUCUUUCAAUGUCAGCAUGAGACAUGCCUUCAUUCCUUUUCCAGGAGGAGUGUUACUGGCAGCGGACUAUUCACAGUUGGAGUUACGCAUGAUUGCACACCUAUCCCAGGAUUCCAAGCUUAUACAGAUCCUGAAUGGUGACGGGGAUGUGUUCAAACUGAUUACAGCUCAGUGGAAGUCAAUCAGUGUUCAAGAGGUCACCCCGGAACAAAGGCAACAGGCCAAACAGAUCUGUUAUGGAAUGCUUUAUGGUAUUGGAGCCAGGGCCCUGGGGGACACUUUGGGAGUGGACGAAAAUGACGCUGCUGUCUUCAUCCAGACCUUCAAGUCUAAGUACCCAGGAAUGAGGCGUUAUCUGAAGGAGACAGUGGAUAAGUGUUGUAAGCAGGGAUUUGUGGAGACCAUCAGUGGGCGUCGCCGGUAUCUUCCAUCAAUUACAAACACAAACCCCUACAUUAGAGCACAUGCUGAGAGACAGGCUGUCAACACCACAGUUCAGGGGUCAGCCGCUGACCUUGUCAAGGUCGCCAUGAAUAGGAUUGAUCGAAGACUGUCUGAAAUGUUUCCUCUCUCGCAGAAAUCUCUUCUACACAAAGAACAAGAUGGGUGUGUCCAAGCCGCGGGAGACCGGUGUUAUUUUGUGUUACAGCUUCACGAUGAACUGAUUUACGAGGUCUCGAAAAGCUGUCUGAACCUGGCAGCAAAGGUCAUCAAAGACGAAAUGGAGACAGCAAUGACCUUGUCUGUAAAAAUGCCAGUCAAGGUCAAAUCUGGGUCAUCCUGGGCUACAAUGGAGGAUUUGGUGGUGUGAUUAUUAAAUGCUGAUCUCUCAUGUGUGUAGAAAAUUACUAUCAAAUUCACCGUCUGUCACAUGUAGAAAAAUUAUAUUGAUAUGUGAUAGACAUGUGAGUGGGUAUUAUUCAGUGAGUUGUGAAAUGAGAGGUUGAAUUACAUUGAUGUCUGAUAGACUCGUGACUGAGUUGUGAGAUGAGAUAUCGGUUACAUUAUGGGUACAUUGAUAUCUGAUAGACUUGUGAGUGAGUUGUGAGGUGAGAUAUUGGUUACAUUAUGGGUACAUUGAUAUCUGAUAGACUCGUGAGUGAGUUGUGAGAUGAGAUAUCUGUUACAUUAUGGGUACAUUGAUGUCUGAUAGACUCGUCAGUGAGUUGUGAAAUGAGAGGUUGAAUUACAUUGAUGUCUGAUAGACUUGUGAGUGAGUUGUGAAAUGAGAUAUCGGUUACAGUAUGGGUACAUUGAUAUCUGAUAGACUCGUGAGUGAGUUGUGAGAUGAGAUAUCUGUUACAUUAUGGGUACAUUGAUGUCUGAUAGACUCGUCAGUGAGUUGUGAGAUGAGAUAUUGGUUACAGUAUUGGUACAUUGAUGUCUGAUAGACUCGUCAGUGAGUUGUGAAAUGAGAUAUCGGUUACAGUAUGGGUACAUUGAUGUCUGAUAGACUCGUCAGUGAGUUGUGAGAUGAGAUAUCGGUUACAUUAUGGGUACAUUGAUGUCUGAUAGACUCGUCAGUGAGUUGUGAGAUGAGAUAUCGGUUACAGUAUGGGUACAUUGACUGUGAUAAUUGUCAUUUUGAUAUUCUGUUUAUAACUAGUCAUUUUAACUGUGUUGUUAUGAUUUGACUAAAAAAUAAUUUGAAUCAAAUUUUCAUGAGUGUAUUGCUCAACAGUGUUCUUCAGUGUACAUGUUGUAGAUUUUAAUGUAAUAUAUUUUUGUUAUGCACUAUUUUUUUUAUUUACGUUUAAGAAUUGACAUGAAUAUUACAUUCCAAACUAACAAGAAUGGUUUAAAAGUACUAAUGAUAAUAAUAUUGACAGUGUAACAAUUUCGGAUAAGGGGCACCUGUUUUGUCAUGCGUCUGUAUACUGAAACACAUAGGUGAUUGUUGAUUUCAAAUCCAUACAGAUUUGCAGAAAUUUUUUUAAAGGCAAUAUAAUAAUAGAAUAAUGAAUUUUUCAGAGUUCAUAAAGUACAAUUUUUGAAUCGGUUUUUACUGUUAAUGACUUUGUCACAUAUCAUAAAUCUGUGUUACACACGGGAUCCACACGACAAAGGUUCAUUUCACCCCUCGUGUUUAAAGUACCUGACUCGCCAGGUUACGCACAGGUGUUGGAUUCAGUUUAUUUACGUUGUAUUUAUGUGUGUUGUAAUUUAUAAUCUUUGUUAUUUUUUUCAAUGGAAUUGUGUAUGAGCAUGAAUGGUUUUUUUACCAUGUUUCAAAAAAUAAUAAACCCAUGAAUCAACUUGUUUGUAAUCUUAAACUGUUGAAUACUGUCAUGUAAUUUACACAUAUCUUUUUCAAUACUUUAAUUAAUCUGCCCUUCAUUGAUGUACUAUCAUUUGAGAUUUGUCAUCAACAAUCAUAUUUGCUGAUGUGUACUUGCCUUUAGCUACUGGGAGGAGCUUGGACCAUCGAAACAAUACCCCUCCACCUUGUCAUGUAUUUGACUAAUCUCUCCAGUUGGUUCCACUUGUACCCUUUCCAUCACUAGUUACUACACACCCCCUCUAGCUGUUCUCUGUGGGUUCCAGUUUUACCUCUCCCUUUCUAUUUACUACACUCCCUCUCUAGCUGUUCUUUGACUCCUUCUAGAUUCUCUGUGGAUUCCAGUUUUACCUAUCCCUCUCUAUUUACUACACUCCCCCUCUAGCUGUACUUUAACCUCCCUCUAGAUUCUAUGUGGAUUCCAGUUUUACCUAUCCCUCUCUAUUUACUACACUCCCCCUCUAGCUGUACUUUAACCCCCUUCUAGGUUCUCUGUGGAUUCCAGUUUUACCUUACUACACUCCCCCUCUAGUUGUUCUUUAACCUCCCUCUAGGUUCUCUGUGGAUUCCAGUUUUACCUCUCCCUCUCUAUUUACUACACUCCCCCUCUAGCUGUACUUAACCUCCCUCUAGAUUCUCUGCACUGAAGUGCCUGCUGUUUGGUGGAUGUUCUGUUUUCUUUUAAAAUGUGUGAUCCAUCCAUCUCAUCUUUUCUUAUUUCUGUCGGGGAUUGCUUUGCCAUUUCCGAUAGGUCUCCAUUUUGUAUUUUCUCGUUCUUUCCGAUAAAAUACAGCUGUUAAUGAAGACUUAGCUUUUUAAAGUCCCCAAUAGUUGUUAUCCAGGUUUCAGAACCAUAGCGAAAUAUAAUUCUUAUUUUAGAAGUAAAGAGUUUAAUCUCAAGGAAGUUCUCCACAUCAUACUGGCCGAUUUCCUUAUAAACAUGGAUGAAAAUAUUUAUACCAGCAAUAUUUGUCUAUUCUUUAUAGAUUUUUAAAAAUGCAUAGCUGAGUAGGUUAUUUAGUUUAGUAGUCCGUGAUUUUGAAGGUGGUAUAAUGCGCACGGGAUUUGUGGGGUUUUUUUUCUCUCUCUAUCUUUUUCACGUACAUGUCCGCAUUCAGCCUAAGUACAUUUUUUGUAUAUGUGUGUGAAAAAUGGCUAAAGUGCACGGGAUUUGUGUGUGUUUUCUCUCUCUAUCUUUUUCACAUACAUGUAUUAUAUAAUCUAGAAGAAUAAAGGUUUGUUCACAUUU
Ostrea edulis (European flat oyster) is the source of this 11222-nucleotide messenger RNA. Its product is annotated as DNA polymerase theta-like. The record is from RefSeq and is a predicted model, not a curated record. Gene Ontology annotation, molecular function: DNA binding; DNA-directed DNA polymerase activity; ATP binding. Gene Ontology annotation, biological process: double-strand break repair via alternative nonhomologous end joining; DNA-templated DNA replication. The transcript is spliced from 29 exons. Lineage: Eukaryota; Metazoa; Mollusca; Bivalvia; Ostreida; Ostreidae. The coding region runs from base 272 to 8506 and encodes 2744 amino acids.